This is a messenger RNA of Castor canadensis (American beaver), 1183 nucleotides long. Lineage: Eukaryota; Metazoa; Chordata; Mammalia; Rodentia; Castoridae. The record is from RefSeq and is a predicted model, not a curated record.
AUUUUCACCCCAGCCUUUGGAUCAGAAACUAAGGUCAGAAUAAAUAGUAACAUGAAAACUGAAGAAGUAAUAAAACAACUUCUCCAAAAAUUUAAGAUUGAGAACAGUCCUCAGGAUUUUGCUCUUUACAUUAUUUUUGCAUCAGGAGAGCAGAGACGCCUAAAGAAGACAGAUGUUCCACUCCUGCAGAGGCUUCUACAAGGACCUUCCAAAAAUAAUGCCCGCCUUUUCCUCAUGGAUAAAGAUGCAGAAGAAAUUAGCAGAGAUGUGGCUCAAUACAUUAACUUUCAUUUUACUUUCUUGGAAUCCAUUCUUCAAAAGUUAAAUGAAGAAGAGAAAAGAGAUAUUCAAAGAACAAUAACAAAGUUCAAUACUGAGAAGGCCAUUAUAUUAAAAUAUCUUCAAAGUAAACAGUUAGUAAGAACAGAGACAACAGUUUAGCAAUACAUCUCCAUUGCUAAAACAUUACAACAUAGAGUGUUUACUAUUUCAUGAAUACCUUAGAUCUGUACUUGCAUUCAAAUAUAUAAUGACCUUGAAUCUGUAGAAAAUUGAAUGCCGAAAAGGCUUAUUUCUCUUAGUGAGGAAGCUAACUAGGGUUCACAGUUGGACUGAAAAUGACAUUGAACCUAGUCUCAGUAACUGAAAUAAACUUGGUUACUGUGUAUUCCAAGAAUCUUUACAGUAAAGCAUGCAAUGAUCGUGAAUUUAAGUGGCCUUUUCCAAUACCAUGCAGUUUAAACUUCUUGUAGCUUGAACUCUCAAGACAACCAGAACAUCACUGAUGGACUCAGAAAUGUCUGGAAGUAAAAGCUUCCAGUUAAUGAAGUAAACUAGAAGCACAUUCUUACACCAUCAAAGAACUUAUGGAGAUAGUGUUCCACAGCUUCUUGAACUCUGGCAUUUUCAUAAAAUUUAGAAAUAUAUUUAUAUGGGUUUAUGACUUUUGACUCUGUGACAUCAGAGCUAUCUGUCCUUCAGAAAGGAAAAAAUUUUGGACUCUGUUAAGAAAUCUUAAUCCCAGUUUUCCCAGUGUGGGCUUUUCUUUUUUCCCUCCUCUCUGUUUACUGAUGACUUUCAAAACUAUUUUUAAGCUGUUUUAAAAGUAAAUUGAGCUCAUUUUCUUUAUUUUUCAGACAGCUGUAUCACAGAGACUUAAUGCAUGGACUAGUUAAGACAAGUC